Sinocyclocheilus anshuiensis is the source of this 674-nucleotide messenger RNA. RefSeq names its product cytochrome P450 2U1-like. The record is from RefSeq and is a predicted model, not a curated record. Gene Ontology annotation, cellular component: cytoplasm; intracellular membrane-bounded organelle. The transcript has 2 exons. The annotation marks the transcript as partial. NCBI's taxonomy places the organism in Eukaryota, Metazoa, Chordata, Actinopteri, Cypriniformes, Cyprinidae. Gene Ontology annotation, biological process: xenobiotic metabolic process. Gene Ontology annotation, molecular function: steroid hydroxylase activity; oxidoreductase activity, acting on paired donors, with incorporation or reduction of molecular oxygen, reduced flavin or flavoprotein as one donor, and incorporation of one atom of oxygen; heme binding.
CUGCACAAAUACUUUGAGAGGACACGCUUAAAAGCACAAGCAACUGAAUAUUUCAGCUAUAUUUAUGUCUUCCUAGAGUUCCGAGGAUACACUAUUCCUAAAGGAACAGUUAUCAUCCCAAACCUCUGGUCAGUACACAGGGAUCCCACCGUGUGGGAAAAUCCUGAUGACUUCAAUCCAGGCAGAUUUCUGGAUGAACAGGGAAAAAUUCUCAGGAAAGACUGUUUUAUUCCAUUUGGAAUAGGUCGCAGGGUGUGCAUGGGAGAGCAGCUGGCUAAGAUGGAGCUGUUUCAGAUGUUUACCAGCCUGAUGCAGGCCUUCACUUUCAGGCUUCCUGAGGGGAAAUCUGCUCCAUCCAUGCACGGACGCUUUGGCCUGACUCUGGCUCCAUGCCCAUUUACUGUCUGUGUGAAAGCGCGCUGAACAGUCUUUAAAAAAGAGGCAUUCCUCAAACAAUCAUCACUGGGAAGCAAAUUGCAUGGGUUGUCCAUUAAGAAGAAUUUUCAUUUGGACCAUAAAUGAAGUAAGGGCCUUUGUGGUUGCAUGAUCAAGCAAAAGGUCUGAGAUUAUUUUAUGUAAUUUUUUAUUUUUUUGGAACAAUUUCAAGAAAUAAGAACACAUACCUAAGUAUUAUGUCAGCAUAUUUCAGUUUUGAUUACAUUUAUUUUAAAAUA